Molecule: messenger RNA, 1308 nt
Organism: Lachancea thermotolerans CBS 6340
Lineage: Eukaryota; Fungi; Ascomycota; Saccharomycetes; Saccharomycetales; Saccharomycetaceae
Gene: VPS9
Product: guanine nucleotide exchange factor VPS9
Exons: 1
Coding region: 1-1308 (435 amino acids)
Biological process (GO): vesicle-mediated transport
Cellular component (GO): endocytic vesicle; cytosol
Molecular function (GO): guanyl-nucleotide exchange factor activity; small GTPase binding; ubiquitin binding
Source: RefSeq, a predicted model, not a curated record
AUGCAAAUGGAGGACAGGCAAGAGUCACCAAAGUCCCAAAGCGCGUUGGUUACGGAGCCUGCAGACAUCAAGAAGAUCAAAUCUGAAGAUUUCCCCAGUCAGAAUGACGAUGAAGAGCCAUUUUACGAUUUUCAAGCUUUUGUAAAGCUGAUGAAGGACCCAAGGGCGGACCCCAUUGUGAGGUAUACAAGAUCGUUCCUUAACAACUUCGUAACAAAAAGAGAACUCUGGACAAGCGAAGAACAGAGAAAACUCGUGAAUGACUUCAAGGUAUUUGUUUUCGAUAAGCUAACCCUCUAUGAACCAUUCAAGUCAUUGGACGCAGCAAAUCUACUGAAUGCCAAGGAAGGUAUGGAAAAGCUUAUAAUGGGAAAGCUUUACCAUAAGUGCUUUUCUCCUUGCCUAAAGUCCCAGUUAAACGUGCUCGACAAGGGCCACAAACUUGACUUAGACCAUGACGCAAUGCUCGCAGACAAGAGAGAAGAGUUCAGAUUUAUUGAUCCUCAACAUCUUGAGAUCAACGACAAAAUAUCCUCCAAGCUUGAGACAUUUACACAGCUAUCCGCCAAGGAGCUAGGCCGAAUGAAUGGCUACAAAGCGCCGAGAGAUAAAAUGGUAUGUGCACUGAAUGCUUGCCGAGUUAUCUUUGGCUUUUUAAAACACUUGAAGUUAGAAAGAGAUGGUGCUGACGCUUUCAUACCGCUCUUGAUAUAUGCAAUUUUGAAGAGCAAUGUUGAGUCUCUCAUCUCAAAUGUUAACUAUAUCGAGAGGUUCAGAUAUCCAGGCUUUCUGCGUGGCGAGAGCUCCUACUACCUAAGCAGCCUUCAAGGGGCGGCAGGCUUUGUAGCAAACAUGCAGGUGGAGUCGUUGCACAUCGGAAACCAGCAAGAUUUUGAAAGCAAGUACCAUGCAAACCAGGAUGCCUUAAGAAAGGAGCGCGAGAGCAGGCAGCCUAGCGACCCUCACAAAAACGCUAGUAUUCCACGCGAACCAUACGGGCCGUCUCCGAGCGAUUACAUUCUCAAACCGCUGGACGGUGCAACGAAUAUCGUGCUUUCCAAGUUUGCGGAACUCUUCUCACCGGCUCCAGCUUCCCCUCAAGGCCAUGAUGCUCAAGAGGACGUGGAGGGCCAUGAUGACAUAACGAGGCUUGCGCAAGAAAUGGAGGAAAAAGAACACGCAAGAGUAUUGCGCGAACUCCACGCUAUGUUCCCAGACAUGGACCAAGAGCUGAUACGAGACAUUUCAAUCGCUAAAAAGUAUCGCAUAGGAGCUUGUGUAGACGUGUUAUUAACGCUUUCUUCCUAA